Messenger RNA from Aspergillus fumigatus Af293, 168 nucleotides. RefSeq lists its product as uncharacterized. The record is from RefSeq and is a predicted model, not a curated record. Bases 1 to 168 code for a protein of 55 amino acids. Lineage: Eukaryota; Fungi; Ascomycota; Eurotiomycetes; Eurotiales; Aspergillaceae. The transcript has a single exon.
AUGUUAUCACUCCAGGGUCGUUUUAUCUCGUCUCUGGCUUCUGUCCAAUCAAGCUCUGUCUCAGAGGCUCUUAUCAUUUUUCCCUUUCAGCGCAGUGAUCCCAGUUUGAUGUCUGGACCCAUCCUCCACGAUCCCGCCUCCACUGCGGGUCGAAACCCCAUGGUGUGA